AUGCAUCAAUUCGUGGCAAGAAUGUCGACACCACGUCGACUGCUUACCAUCGCUCCGCGGCUGUGGCGUUGCGAAGCUAUCUCAGCUCGAUUGGGGAUCCGAUUCACGCACUCUGCAACCCCUGCAGUGCAUCCAGCACAUCCUAAACGGCAUAGAAUCGAUGUUUUCCGGUACAGGCUGGCCCCCAAAUUCGGCAAACCCCGUUUCAACAGUGGCGAUGAGAUCUUGGAAGCGUCAGAGAGGACCAAGAUCUAUCCCAAAGAACCACGAGCACUUCUACAAACCUCCUACCACAAGAUUAAGCUCCUCCCUUUUGAAGAACAAGCGAGUGCCGCCGCAGAUGUCGGCGCGAGCAAAAUUGUACGCUACUUGCAGAACCUCGAUCUCGAUACACGGAAUGAAGUUGUCACUUCACAACUCGCAGACUUUUUGUGCUGGCACUUGGAAGCGGAAUAUUCGCAGCAGAUCCCCCGCACAGAUUCUGCUGCGCCCGAGUUCUCUUCUCCUGUGACAGAAUGGCUCGAUGAAGCGUGCUCGCGAUCUUGGCAGAGCUGGUCCAGCUCAACGGACUACUGGGCCACCAGGGUCCUCGCCUCGCACGUCAAAGCCAUCAUGUACUGGCACAUGGACUUUACCUCGGCGGUCCGCAUUGUAGAGCGAUGCAACGACCAUAUGCACACCGGUCGAGCUAUAGGCUACUUACACGACGCUCUCACCACAUCAUCUCUGGUUACGGAUCCGCACAAUCGGUCUUUGAAGAUAUCUGAAGAAUCUUUCAACCGCUAUCUGAAGAUUGCCAAUUCCGAAGGCCGGCACGCCGUUGCUAUGCUGCAUCAUCCUACGGCGCCCGAUGCACUGCCCCUCUAUCGCUUGCAUCAAGCUGCGCCGCCGACGAUUCCUGGCAAACUUGGGAAUUACCAUGCACGACCUGAGCAAUACGCGAGAGCUUCUGAGCUUCUUCGGGAACAGGGAAUGGAGGACGAAGCCAAUGAUAUGUAUCAAGCUUGGGAUGGUAUUAAUGGUGGAAGUGCGUAG
Molecule: messenger RNA, 1035 nt
Organism: Cercospora beticola
Lineage: Eukaryota; Fungi; Ascomycota; Dothideomycetes; Mycosphaerellales; Mycosphaerellaceae
Source: RefSeq, a predicted model, not a curated record